AGCGUAACAUAUGGUACUACGUACAGUACAUGUUACAUCCUGUUUUGCGGGCACCAAUUAUUUAAAGUUUUAUCAGCUAUUAAUUAUUUAUAGAACUGAUUAGAAAAAUCCAAAUAACAAGUUAAACUGUUUACAGAAAGCAACUCUCCUCGAUUAAAGUACAUAGGUAGUAUUCCGCAGCUCAAAUGUGGGUGUAUUUCUUAUUCUCUUGCUUAACAUUGACUGCGGCAGUCCUCAUUCGACUAAAAGUUAUCAAAGUGAGAACGAGAUGGGAUCGAAGUCCAACUUGUUUAGUUGGGAAAACUGCAAUUGUAACGGGAGCCAACUGCGGACUUGGAUUUUACACCGCUCAAGAUUUAGCUAAACGAGGUGCGAGAGUUAUACUAGCAUGUAGAAGUAGGGAGAGAGCGGAGGCGGCGCGACGACAAAUUGUGCGCGCUACCCACAACCAAAACGUCCAUGUGAGAAUAGUUGAUUUUGCUUCGCUUAAAUCCGUUAGAGAGUUUGCCAAGGAAAUAAAUAGUUCGGAGGAGAGAUUAGACAUUUUGGUAAAUAAUGCUGGAGCACUUAUUUUCGAAGAUGAUGUUACGGAAGACGGUUUGAGUAAAUUCAUGCAAGUGAAUCACUUUGGACCAUUUUUACUCACAGAGCUGCUGAUAGAUUUACUGAAGAAAUCCAAGCCCAGCAGAAUUGUGUACGUAUCAUCGUCAUCUGUCACUCACGGUCAAAUUCAUCUUGACAAUUUGAAUUAUUCUGCAAAUUCUCGAAUCGCAAGACUUACGUUCUCUAACUAUGCGAACUCCAAACUUUGCCAUCUAGCUACUACUAAUGAAUUGGCAAAACGUCUACGAGGUAGUGGAAUUACCGUCAAUUCUUUGGAUCCAGGUACUGUCCGAACGGAAGUUACUCGUAAUCUCAACAUAAUGACUCAAGGGCUGUUUCGAAUUUUGGCAUCCUUUUUUAAAAUCAGCGAGGAAGGGGCACAGACCUCAAUCUAUCUUGCUGUCUCUGAUGACGUCCAGGAUGUUACAGGAAAGUACUUCUAUAACUGUGCACUUUCUGAAAUGCCAAGUACUGCUAUAGACUCUACUCUCAACAGGAAAGUAUGGGAGAAAAGUGCAGAAUUGGUUCAUUUAACCCAUACGGAGAGCACUCUUUAAUCGUUAUUUGUAUAUUAUGAAGUGUAAAAUAUAUAAUAUUGAUGUUUUUAAUGUUAAA
Messenger RNA from Photinus pyralis (common eastern firefly), 1218 nucleotides. RefSeq names its product retinol dehydrogenase 11-like. Lineage: Eukaryota; Metazoa; Arthropoda; Insecta; Coleoptera; Lampyridae. The transcript is spliced from 4 exons. The record is from RefSeq and is a predicted model, not a curated record. Bases 186 to 1160 code for a protein of 324 amino acids.